GUACCGUGCGAGUGGUCCGAGAGUCAGCCGACGAGAUGCCGCAGAGGUUUCUGGGUAUGCGGUAGGAGCCAUAUUUUUCCAAUAUCAGUUACGCGAAAACAGCGUAGCGUACGGCACAACAUCUGGCAGGCACGGCAUUUCGAUCGGCUGUGUCGCGCGGUGUCCGUGUCGGCCGGCAGAGAGUGAUCGCGCGCGUUGAUUGUAGGACGGCAUACGUAAUUCGACGCACGAGUUGCCGUAGCGUCGCGCGCGACCGCCGAUUGUCACGAAAUAUACAAUCGAGCGACGUAUGAACGCGUGAGCAAGUCGAAGUUCCGCAAGAAACGGAGUAACGCGCAGGUGUUCGGCUUGGCAAGAGGGUUAGUUAACUCGAGUUCGUAACCGCGCUAGUUAGUGGUGGUGGUGGUAGUAAGUAGUAGUGGUGGUACGAGGCAGUGGUAUGGUGGUGGUGGUAAAAGAGUAGUGGUGGUGGUCGUGAUGCUGCUGCUGCUGCUGUGACGAUGACACAGCGUCAUAACACGACGUUCGUCCGUCCGUGCGCGAUUUAACCCGGAUUGUCACGCCAGCGGCGUAAAGUGUUUUUUGUACGACGAGCGCGUUCGCGCCAUAUUACCGAUCGAGCCUCGACGCCAGACGACUCGAGCCGAGCCGAAGUCCGGCGCGAACGUAGUCGUCAGUGUCGAGGGAGAUGGCUCGUCGUCCGGCUGCGGUGUCGUGAGGCUCGCGAAAAUCGCGUUGUGUGACGUUUCGUUUUUCUCUUUUAGUGCUCCCCGCAUGAUGACAUAAUCGAGUGUGCGUAUUUGGUGCUUCGGAGUGUAUUGCGACUCAAUCGGAACGGAGUGUGGCCGUGAAGUAAAACGCGAGGCGGACCGUGACAUUGACACGACCUACCAGGCGUGUUGACUCUCGUAAGGUGAGAUAUUUUUUUGUGUAAGCGAGCGUGUAGCCGCGCGUACAGUGCGUUUUUAUACGAGCGCGGUCGUCGCGUCGUUUUGUCCGUCGUUCCGAUUUGUAAAUCUUUCGCUUCGGUUCAAUCGCGACGCGAUUCACGUCGUUGCCCGCGCAGAGUAACGUUGGCGCGUGUUUGCGGCAUCGGGAAUCUUCGCUCGUCGAUUUCGCAUUGCGACCGAGCCGCGAACGGGUGGCGCGGACUCGUCACCUUGAAUCGCUCGAGCGAGACCUUGCGCGUAUGCUCUCUCGCUGGGAGACGUAAUUCCCCCCCGAUAAACAAGCUGGCUCUCGCCUACGCGCGUCGGCUUCGCCGGCUAUGAGAGUUUCAAGUGAACUUAGUAGCAGUCACCGCGACCUUGCUCGAUGCCGCCUCGCGUACACCGAUCACACCGCGCUGGAACGCAGUGAAUAUGCUACGUAACGAUUCGCGACGUGUGCAACGUUCGUUUGCGUGGCAAAAACAGUCGGCGUGGAACGCCGAACCGUGAAACUGAGACUUCCGAGAGGAAGAGCCGGCGAUAAGGUGAAUCGUGCGUGCAGUUAAAAAACGUCAACCGGCCGGCCUCGAUGGCGGCAUCUCGAGUUUCAAUCACGUUCGCAUACGUCGACGUAUCACGAGCUGCGACAUUUUGAUAAAUGUGCAUCCAUUUUCGCAAGAAGAAAGGCAAGUGAAGUAAGCGAGCAAGAGCGAGAACGGGAAGAAGGAAAGCAAGGAGCGACCGAUUCGCCGCCGGUCUCGCGGGAGAAACACAUCGGAGGCGCGUUCCGCGCCAUGCCCGGCGAUCUCCGCCGCGUCAAGGAGGUUAGACGGCCAUUGACCGGCGAGCAGCAGCAGCAGCAGCAGCGGCAGCGUGUACUACGCGCGCCAAACACGCGCCGGCUUUGAGUACGCACGGCGACCGCGACGAGGAGAACGAUUUCCGUUUCUCGCCGCGUAAAUAUUGGCUUCCGAGGAUCCGUUCGUGUUCGAGCCGCACAGUUUACAUCGCGAUACACAUCGUCCCGCGCGAUUAAUGUAUUAUGUCGUGCUACGAGUGCCACGCGAGGAAACGCAACGGGAACAACGGCGAGCGCGCGACGAUCCGAAGAUCAGGAAGAUUAUCAUCGAGCUCAUGAGGAUCGUGCACCGGCUCGCGGAGGAUGCGGCAGUACUCGCCGCCGGUGUCCCCACGUAGGCGAGCUACGUGCUACGUCGUGCCAGUGAUGUUGUCGUGGAUGUCGAGGUCAUCCGCAGCGCUGCUGGACCUGGACCAUGGCCGGCAAGCCUGAGCAGCCGUCCACGCUUCCUGUUCCCCCGAGUCACGGCCAUCAGCAUCAUCAACAUCAUCAACAGCAUCCGCAACAGGCGCAUCAUCCGCAACAGCAGCAGCAGCAGCAGGCUAUACAGCAGAACAGCGUUCUGGUGUACGUGUCGGGGGAGAACUUCGCGUACGCCACGGCGGUGGGUCAGAAUGUCGCCGCGACCGCUGCUGCCGCUAUCGCGGUCGGUUAUCAGUCGCAGCCGCAGCAACAGCAACAGCAGCAGCAGACAACGCAGUACGGGAUCCUGCAAGCACCGCAGGUGGCGACGGCGCAGGCGGCGACCUUUCCCGCCAAAACCGCCGUAUACUGUUCCGACGGCAACGGGAUCAACAUAGGUAACACCACCACUUCCACGAUCGGCUGUUGUCGCGUGAAGCACGAGACGACAGCGACGGCGAACAUCAGUGCGGAUGGCAGUGAGUCCAGGCAAGUUCCUUCUCUGGCAGGCAACGAGGACGAGGAGGACUACGCGAUGCUGUAUCGACAGGCCAACCUGGGGCAAUCGACGACGGCGUGUACUACGGCGGCGACGACGACGACGAUGAUGACGCGUGUCGCGCCAUCGCGCGACAACAAUAAACGAGCGGAGAACGGCGACGCGAUGGAUGGCCUCGGCAACGAUUCGAUGGUAUCCGGCGCGAAAACGUAUCAAACGCGACUUCAGCAUAACGAUGCGUAUUCCGCGAGGAUAAACAGUGAGUACAACGCCGCGAGCAACAGAAUCGUCGCGCAUCCAAAUCCCGGUGACGUCGGCCUUCUCGGCGACGACGGUUGUGUCACAUACGGCACAUCCACGUCCGCUGGCGGUAAUAAUUUGCUUCAAAAUGUCGCCGGCGAGCAACAGGCCGUGACGAACAUGGAUGAUAAAAGCCGGCAGCAGGACAGUUUCGAUAAUCAGCAGGGCGUCUCUUCGGCGCCAACGUCGGGCGCGACAAUCGUCGGUGUUAGUGAUAGUGCUGGUGUUACCGGCGGCGGCUGCGACUCAGUGAGGUCCGAGGAAUCGUCCACGACGACCUACAGCAGCCUCAGCAGUCCUGACGAGGGUCACCAGCAGCCGAAUCAGCACGACGGUAGUUUGUCGGCGAAUAAUCAUCCUGGCGGCGGUAGUGCGUGCGCGCAGCAGGCUGCGCGACAGCAGCCAUCGUCGCGUGUCAACGGUAAUAACAAUAACGGUGGUAACGGUGUGCAGCAUAACGCGGUAGUGUUGACAAUGAACGGCAGUGCAGUGAUUACGCAGCAGCAGCAACAACAACAACAAUCGGUGAUCACCGUACCACGUGGAUGGAAGAGGAUCUGCACCAACGGGGUCAUCAUUUAUAUCAGUCCAAGCAGUACGGCGCUGGGUUCGCUGGAACAACUGAAAGAGUAUCUGACGACAGUGGGAACCUGCAAAUGUGGCCUCGAGUGCCCGCUCAGACCCGAACAGGUCUUCAACUUCGACCCCAAGGUUGCGACACGACCUUGGAGCCCGGAUCAGGGCAAGACGCAGGAGAUGACCAAGCUCUGCAACCAUAAGAGGAAACUUCUGCUGCCGGCCGCGAUCGCCAGUCCUGUUGCGUCCUGUACACCGGCGGUCUCAUCGUCGACUUUAUCUUCUGGCUCGACAACGGCCUCAAUUCACGCGAACGCCGACUCGCCUACGUCGUCCGAUAAAGCCAGAAAAGAUGGUCUCAGCAAGAAGAAGAAGAGGAAACUAGGAGGCAUAGGCGGUAUUUAUUCCGGCGUCUCGGUUUCGCAACUUCUGGCACAACGAGAGAGGGCUAUUGCUGCGGUCGCGGCAUCUGGAGUUCAAGGUUCACCGGUGCCUAAUGGAUCGCAGGUAUGGCCAAUUGCGAUCCCGAAUUUGCAAGUCCAGCAAAACGGCCAACAGAUCUGUCAUCAGUCUUUAAAUUCACCUUCCCAGAAUGAUGUGAACAGUUGUGCGAGAAAUCCUCAGCAAAGGCUAAAUCAACACAACAUGUCGGGCAUGCUGAUGGGCAACCCGCUGAUAAUGAAUCAGCAGGGUACCAAUUUCAAUAAUAUGAGUCAGCAGCAGCAGCAGCUUUUGCAACAGCAACAUCAACAAUUGAUCUUACAGCAACAGCAGCAGCAACAGCAGCAGCAGCAGCUUAUCCAACAGCAAAUAUCGCAGCAGCAGCAGAAUUCACAGCAGUUGGUGCCGCAUCAGCAACAAUUGCAACAUAUGCAGAUCCUACAGCAGCAGCAAGAACAACAACAGCAUCAGAACACCGUAAAUCAAUUAGUACAGCAGCAAGCUCCUCAUUACAUCAAUCAGCUGAAUCAACAGUCGUUGCACGUGAUGCAACAGCAACAGCAGCAGCAUCUGAAUCAGCAGCAGCAGCAACAGCAGCAGCUGCAUUUGCAACAAAUUCAAAAACAUAACAUGCAACAGCAACAGCACUUGCCUCAGGAAGUGGAGCAGCAGCAGUCGACGAAUUACAAUUCUCAGCACCCGACUGAAAAUUACGUGCAUCAUAUGCAAUCGUCGCAAGUGCCGAAUCAAACCGGCCUUCAUCCGCAAUUGCAUCAACUUCAUCAACAUCAAAUGCAAUCUCAGCAGUCACAACAGAAUCAACACGCUAUGCAAUCUCAAUCGACGGAUCACUUCCAGAUGCAGAUUCAACAGCAGCUUCAACAGCAGCAGCAACAGCAGCAGCAGCAACAACAGCAACAGCAACAAUUAUCUCAAGUUUGCAUUCAGCAGCAAUAUUCAAAUCAACAGCUAAAUCAUCAUUCUGUGGACGUCAUGCAGCAGCAAACCGGUUCCACUGUCAUGACCAAUAUGAACGCUACUGAUAUUCAAAACAGACUCAACCGAACACCAUCGGUUACCGAAGAAGAUCUAAACGUGAAACAAUUACAGCAACAGCAACAGCAGCAGCAACUAUUGUUACAUAAUAAUUCGAUUCAGCGGCAUCACGUGGUUCAAAACGGCGGCUUGUCGAAUAGCCCGCACGAGAACGUUCAGCGGAUGUACGCGCAGAAUCAAGUACAAUAUCCGGUAAGAAAUUUCGACCCUUCGAAAGGAACGAACGCGGACGCUAAAAUGGGACCUCAACAGCAGUUUGUUCUGUCGAAUCACACGGGAAGAAGCCCGAACGCCAGCCACGCUGUCGAAGCGCAGCAAUCUGGUAUGGGACCAAACGGGCAGCCCGGCAGUAUGCAUUUCAACAACAGAACGCCACCGUGGCAGCAGAAUCGCGCCGCGGUCGUGUCCCAUCAACCGUCCGUUGUCACGGUGCAGAAUAUCACCUGCAACUCGUUCGACCGUGUGCCGCCGCUUCAUCAUCACAUUCCACAGGCCUCUACUUGGACGGACGAGGCCGCGCGGAAAAAGGCGAAGUCGAGUAAAAUAAUAGUGAAAAAGCAGCGGCAGCACGGCGUUGCAGAAUCGUCGAGAACGAACAACGGAUUAGAGCACUCGGCAGCGAGUCCGGUGGACGAAUUCAACGAGAAGAAUCAGCAGAAUAAUGGUCAGAUAGGUUCGACGUUCAACAGCAGCGGCCCUUCGUUCCUAGAGGAUCCCAGUGGGUACCUCGCCCAGCAGACGGCGCUGCUGAACAGCACGAUAUCGAGGCAGACCGGUGUCAGUAGUUCUCAAGUGAGCAUGCUGAAUAACAAUUCGAAAGCCUCGCCUCAGACCAGUCAUGGCACACACGUGCCCAACAAUACCUAUCUUCCUCAACCAAAGCCUUCCUCUAUUGCCAGUCCCACGAAUACCUCGUCCUUCGCUUCCGUAAAGAAUCACGCGACCUCGCCGGUCGUCGUACAUAGCAGUAUGACGCCGACGUCGAGCAACAGCGGCACGGAUUCCGAGAGCAGCCCGUGUCAGGGCUGCGUCACCAGCGCCGAUACUCAAUCUUACAUCCAGGAUCAGUAUAAACAGCAGAUGCAGCGGCAGUACCUGAUGCACACGGAUCAGCGCGAGGAUCCUGUUACGUCAUCGACGUUCGGCGAGCGAUAUCAAACGAACAACCAACAGCAAGUUGACUCUAGACCAAUACAAGGCGGCACUGUGAGCACGAGUCAUGGAUCUCCUAUUGGCACCAACAGUCCGGCCAAUUCGGACACGCCGGCGGCUUCGACACCUGGAAUCUCGCAACCGGCGACUCCGCAGAGCCUGAUUUCGUCGCAACCGGCGACGCCGCACAGCUACUCGCAACCACCGACGCCUCAUUCGCACGUGUCGGGCCAAAUGCCACCUCAAACGCUGACGCCACAAGCGCAGCAGCCGUCGCAAUCUUUGAUUGGCAGCGGUAUUCAAGAACAAAGGUCCGAAACUCCAAAUUCGGUUACAAUGAGUUCUAGCGGCAUUCCACCUAGUACUUCGCCAUCUCAAACAUCCUCCUCCGCGUCGGACAAUUUGACGUCUCAAGUGAAACGGCAAAUAACGACGAGGCAAAAUUCUCUGGAUGGAUAUCAACCUCAUCCUCAUACUGUCAAUGCUGUUUCCAGAAUACCUAUAAACACUUUCAGUGGAACAUCGUCCGUGAUAACAACUAUGGCGAGCGGUCAUACAGUGAGCAGUAAUACGAUCACGUCUGUCUUGGCCGGAAGGGCGAAUACCGCCACCGUUUCAAUAAACACACCGUCUGCGAUAUCUAAUCUUCUGCCGAACAAGCCACAGCAUCAAGCGCAAUCGAAUAUAUCGGGUACUUCAGUUUCCACUCAGUCUUCUGCCCCGCAUAGUCAAUCCGCGACGAUGAGCGUAUCCAAAUCUCCGCUCGAAAUGGUCCAGAGCGUUGUUAGUAGCAUACAAGUACCUCAAGCAAGUGCGAAUUCAUCGAUGCAGCCUCAAAAUCAACAGCAGCAGCAGCAGCAGCAGCAGCAGCAGCAGCAGCAGCAGCAGCAGCCACAACAACAGCAGCAACAGCAGCCGCAGCAACAACACCCGCAGGCCAAUGUUCAAGUUCACAACGUUCUCACUUCUGGUGGAAUACUAAAACAUCCUGCCGGAUCGACAUUACCGCCCGGUCAUAUAUUAGUAUCCAGUGGUGGUCAACUCAUAAUGGCAAGCACCGGAUCAACAAUCAACGGCGUCAUGGCGCCUCCACCGCCGAAAAUUAUCUCCAAUGCUAAUUCUAUGCCACCACUGUCAGUUUCGCCAAUGGUUACCAGCGUGACUGGUGCUGUCAGCCAAGUUAUUCCCGCGGUAGGUGUUGCCCAGCAAGUCAUAGGACAGCCCACAGUACUCGUGAACACUAUUCAAACACCGGUACUGAUUCAACCUGGCGUGAUGACAAUGGACGGUAUAAGCCAAAACGUACAGAUACCACAUCUGACUGUCGCCACCGGCAACGUAAUACAGAACACUCAGUCGAUUCUCGACGCGAAUCAGGAUGUGUCUAGAGCUGUCACCGCCAAUCAAAGCAUGACUGUGAAUCGACAGCCAGCGCUGCUAUCGCCGGAAUCGGCGAUAACCAAGAAGAAAGCGUACAAGAAGCGGAAAACGAAUCCACAGACCGUGGCGUCGAUGCUGCACAUUGCUUCGUCCCAGCAAAAUGCCGGUAUGCUGAUGCAGUCGCAGUCGAACUUUGCCCAGCAAAACUUUCAGACUCAGAGCAUAGGUGGACCUAUGCUCCAAGCGCUGACUAUUGUGCCUGGCAAAGCUGGCGCGCCGGCACAGCUCGUGAUGAACGGUCAAACCGGCGCUGCAUCUCAAUUCAAUACGCAGCAGAUAAUCACGAAUCCUCAACCAGCGCAGCAGAUUAAUCUUCUUCAACCGGUUAACUUGUUAAACGGCACGACCGGGAUGGUUCAGAAUUUCCCCACCAUCCAGCAAUUUAUCGUUCCUGGCUUAGGCAGCAUGGUUAUGUCUGCCGACGGCACGGCUACAUUAUUACAAGAUACGGGUAACAUCGGGAUGCAGCUACAGAUACAGAACGUCAAUGGUCAGAACGUGCUUACGCCAGUUCAAAGCCACGGCGGCAUAUUUAAUCCGAGUCAAAGCAUAUUGGCCGCCGGACCAGCUGGAAUGGUUAUACGGGCGCCACAAGCGACCAGUGGAAAGAUAAUACAACAGCACAGUCCUGGAGCGCAAUUUCUAUCGCCAAAUAGCGGUCAGUUCCUGGUGAACGGAACGACGUCCUUCGGAAAUCAACUAAGCCCGAUAGUCGCAAACGUCAGUCCGAAUCAGCAAGUAACGUUCAACACCUCGCAAGUGAGACCACCGAAUAUGCAAGGUCAGCAGGAAUUUAUACAGAUGAACGGGCAGACGCUCAUGGUACCUUGUGCGACCGCGCAGAACAUCGCCGUCUCUUCAGCGUCGAAUCAACAGAACACAACGUUCGUCCAGCAAAACACGACGAUCGUGCAGCAGCAAACGACUAUGGUUUCAAACAAUCAGAUACCGAAUUUUCAAAGUGCAGCUUCUAACGGCGGACAAACUGUCGAUCCUUCUUUAAAUCUCGAUCACAAUCAGUCGUACAUUUUGAGUUCCGGCAUGAUUCAAGGAAAAACAGCAUCCUCUUCGCCUAAAAGCGGCGUGAAUUCGCCGUCGUCCGAUCAAAACGUCGAGCAACAGCAGUAUGUAUUAGCCAGUAGUAGCACAACCGUCGUGGAGAAAACGGCUCAACAGAACGAACAGCACAGUCCACUUAUGGCGAGGCACUCCGUGUCGACGCAAACUGCCGGAAAUCAAACGAAUGUGGCGCAAUCGGCAAUGAUGAGACAGGGAUCACCUCCUGACACGACUACUCACAGUCCAGGAAACAGUCAAAGGUCUAACAGUCCUGCCGUGGAUACCACUACACACGGCGCAGCUUCGCCAGCGCCUCCGAUCACCGCUAGACAUCACUCGUCGUCCACGCCUAUGGUUCAUUGCGUGUCAAGCAGCGAACCAGACUCAGGUGACGCGCAAAUGGCGUCGGAGGAUUGGAGAAUGCAGGGUAUCACCACCAAGGAGAUCACUUUGAAUCAACCGAGCCUGCAUGGAAAGACCUACGUGGAGUCAACGGUGACCACUGGGAUCCAGGUUGGUACCCACGUAGAGCAGGUCAACCGUCAUCUAACUGUAAUAGACAUGCACCAGCCGGCCGAUACGACACACCCAGAAAACACAUACGCUGACUCACAGGAGUAUAUGGACACAUCAUCACCAAAUCAUUCCAUUAAUUCAGACACAAUGGACCACUCUACCGUGGAAGACCAACUAAACAUCUAUACGUCAGAGACGUUGAAGCAAGCCGAAGGUGUGGUGAGCACGGUGAGGUGCGAGGGCAGGGAACAUGCCCUCGGCCGCGGAAUCAAGCGAAAGCUGGACUCCAUCCAUUCCAUGCAUUCUACUCUGCAUGAAGACCAAGAUGUAGCCGAGACAAAGGACAUAGACGACGGGAACCAAUGGAAACUGAUGGUCGGUGACCUAGUGUGGGGCGCAGCAAGAGGAAGCCCGGCCUGGCCGGGGAAAGUCGAGUCACUGGGCCCCCCGGGUACUAUGACAGUUUGGGUCCGGUGGUACGGGGGCGGGGGCGGUCGCACCCAAGUCGAUGUCAAGGCCCUCAAAUCCCUGUCCGAAGGUCUCGAGGCGCACCAUCGCGCCCGUAAAAAGUUUAGGAAAAGUCGUAAAUUGAAUAUGCAAUUGGAAAACGCGAUACAAGAGGCGAUGGCGGAGCUGGACAAGAUAACGGAGGCCAGCAGAAGUGACCAGAAAGAUAUGAAAAAAUCGUCCAAAGUGACAUCGCUGUCGGCAACCAGUUCGAAGGGCGUCAACGGCGCCGGCAAGUCGGAGACCAAGAGGUCGUCGAAAAGAACCGCGGCCACCGUGGACCAUGCCAAAGCCGAACAGAAACAAUGCCGGUGAUCCGCGUCAAUCACGAUCGUUCAGCGUGUCGGUAUCUGCGAAUAUUCGCAGACGACGACCCAUCUGUCGUAAAUCGCGAAGUAUCGAUUGUGGUCUUCGCGUAGAAAUGUAAUUAGCCCCACAGCGUUCAGUUUAAUAAAUUAUUGGUAAAUUUACGAAUCACACGUCCCAUAAAUUAUGGAUAAAUUUCCGUUCAGUAACUAUUAAUUACUUAGCAAAUGACAUGCAAUCGCGACGUAAAUAAUGAUUGUGAUGCAGGUAUAAUUUAAUGCCACUGUGAAAUGGAUUUCAUUAUCUAUUAUUGUUCUAGCAUGACAGAUUUAUUGCUGCAGAAAUAACGCUACGAUGCGUUAUAAAUGACAUAAAAAUGUUGCUUAUGGAUCACUUCGAGCGUAACCGAACCUCGGUGAUCGCUGUGAUUUGUUGUAUUCGAACCAGUCGAGAUUCUCUUAAAUCAUUACGAGUUUUAACUUUGAGCAAAACAUUAUACAAUUCUCUCUCUAAACGUUAAAAGUUAAAACUUUCUUAUGAAACUUCAUCCAAUACGCUUUGAGACGCUCGUAGUAUCGCAUAAUGAUGCGAAAGGCGUCCCUGAUAACAUAAUCAAAAAGCUUGUCUAUGAUUUGUCAAGUCAAAGAAUCAUUUUCGAUUUCUUGAAUGCGGAAACGAGAGAACGCGACGCUAAGUAUACAACAACCGUGUCACAACAAGCGUUUUCUUUUCUUGCAAAUUUACAGACGAAGCCUAACAAUAAGUAACAUCUGCUGCAACAUCUUUGUAUGUCCUGUUUGCGAUAAACGGCGUCUGUUUGAUGAGGAAACGGUCAAGCAUGUAAAAUUGCAUUUGCGUAAUUAAUAGCGGAAUACGAGAGAUACUACGGCCGAUUUACUAAAUAGGCCUACAGCAUGCAUUCUUAGAUUAUUUACCCUAAUACGUGUGUAUGUAAUCGCAUACAGAAAGUAAGACGAUGGGAGCGAUAGUUUUCCACAGAUUUUUAACUGAUAGAGGAAGACUCGGAUCACGUUUAUCAUAGGCGUAUGGCUCGCCAUGCGAUUAUUUUAACUCGGCGAACGUUCGCCUACAGAUUCCGUUAACGAGGUAACGUAAAAGUUGGUGUUGCGCAAACACAAACUUUCCCUAUAGUGAUGUAUAUUAAACGAUCUCUCGGUUACUGCGCGUGGUUUUUACAAUUUACACGUGCGGUUUGGAGGCGUGAAUGUUUUCUGAAAAAUAUGUAUUCGCCCACGUAUUCGGGCGAUCGUAAGCAGACGUGAAUAGUUUAAAAAAAAAUAUUUUUGCGAACGAACCUUCAUUACACUACCCGUAGAGUAACGCAUUUUUUUAGAGAGCUAUACACAGAGUGUAAAUCAUUCGUUUACCGUGACACAAUGUUACGCUACAGGCUCGUUGAACCGUUUCAAAUCUACGCAAAGCGUUCGCAGGACGCUUUUAAUCUGCGUGAUGUAAUUUUUUUUUUCUUCCCCCGAACGAUGUUCCUCGAACGAUGUAAACCCGGAACACGCUGCGACUGAAUAAUUCACGAGUCGAUUUUGUAUACAGUAGCGAAGCAAACGAAAACAGCUGCAGAGUAUCCGGAAUUUUUAAAAUGUACACGCAAGCAAUUGAUUUUUAAUGUCGUUUUAAAUUAAUUCAAAUAUUUCAAAACAUGUAACAAAUUCUAAAGUUCUAGAUCACUUAAAAAAUCGCAUAGCGUUAAUGAUGAAUUAUAGAUCGAAAUUACACUUUAACGUAAGAGAUUAAAUAUGUCAUCAAUAUGGAGUUUCUUCGAAAGGAUGAUUUAUUUAUUGUUUAGUUAAAAAAUUGUCUAAUUAUAUUUUUUAUUGCACAAUGUGCAACGAGUUGACAAAUAUAUAUUUUUUAAGCGUAUCUCCAUUAUGUAUGUUGAGAUUCAAUUUUAAUUUGAAUAUUAUAAUUCUAUCAUGAAUAAGAAAUUUGAAAAGCUGCGGUAAAAAUCUUGAAUUCACAUUUGCAUUAUCGAGAUAAUUUUGGCGCGUUCGAAUAUAUGAUAGACAAUAAAAAAAA
Linepithema humile (Argentine ant) is the source of this 12094-nucleotide messenger RNA. RefSeq names its product methyl-CpG-binding domain protein 5/6 homolog sba-like. The record is from RefSeq and is a predicted model, not a curated record. Gene Ontology annotation, molecular function: chromatin binding; DNA binding. NCBI's taxonomy places the organism in Eukaryota, Metazoa, Arthropoda, Insecta, Hymenoptera, Formicidae. Gene Ontology annotation, cellular component: nucleus; chromocenter.